Messenger RNA from Seriola aureovittata, 6066 nucleotides. RefSeq names its product F-box only protein 41-like. The transcript has 17 exons. NCBI's taxonomy places the organism in Eukaryota, Metazoa, Chordata, Actinopteri, Carangiformes, Carangidae. Gene Ontology annotation, molecular function: protein binding. Bases 1637 to 4129 code for a protein of 830 amino acids. The record is from RefSeq and is a predicted model, not a curated record.
CAGCAGCCCAGAGACUCAAGUUUCCUCCAGUUUUAUUUUCACCAGUGAAGACAGACAAAUACGGCAGCCAUUACUGUGAUCUUCAUCACUGUCAUCUUCAUCAUCAUCUUCAUCAUUAUAAACAAACAGCAGCCAUUACUGUCACUGCUGUCAUUGAUCAUCUUAAUCUUCUUCAUCAUCAUCUUCAUUAUAGUCACCAUCAUCAUCAUCAUCUUCAUCAUUUAAUGAAAACAAAGUGCUUUAACAGUAACUGUAAACAGUUGUUUACGUCAAAGAGGAAUAACAAACAUCACUCGAUGGUUCGAGUCUCAGGAAACCUGGACAUCAGUCAACACUUCCUGUUCUCUGCAGACUCUUGGCGCCCUCCAGUGGUCACCAGCCAGCACUGCAAGUCCUCCAGCUUCUACCACAACAACUCUGAGGAACAAGUAAGUUUUCACUCUUUAGACUUCUGUCAGCAUUUCUGUUUUUUGUUGCUAUCAUUGAACUGAUCGUUGCACAAUACAAAUUAAAUGUAAAAGAUAAAACUCUAGCAGCUAAAAGGUUAAAAGGAUCGAUGUGAACUAUUUGUCUGCUGAUACAAACCUUUACUUUACUUUUACUUGUAAUGGAAUAUUUUUACUCUGUGUUGUUGGUUUUAUACAGUAACAAGUUACCAGUGAUGGGAAAGUCACUCAGAAUCUUUAUUUACAUGGAAGGACGAAUACCACAAUGUAAAAUACUGCAAUACAAGUAAAAUUAAAAAGUAUUAUCAGCUAAAUGAACUACAAGUACUGAAAGUAAAAGUCCUGGUGUAGAAACUCAUCUUCUCUGACUGAUUACAUUAUUAAUCCAAAUGCAUCGACGUUCCAGCUGCUUAAAUAUAUAUUAUAUUAUUUUCGAAAAAUAAAUACAUAGAUUAAUAAUUAUUAUAAUUUAUUUUAUCAUAUAUGCAAAUUAUUAAUUUAAAUCAAUAUUAUUAUUAAUUAGUAAUAACAAUAGAACAAAUAUACUGUGAUGUAUUCACGUGUCUUUUUACACUUUAAUUUCGUCCAGAUUUAGUCUUGAAAGUUUCAAGUUCUUCUCAAAAGCUGAAACCUUUAAAUGUAAAAUAUGAUUUAAUUGUUGUAAUGACGUCGUUACGUAAAUUCCGGUCGUUUGUUCUGUGAAAAACCGUCAAUGAUGUUUCCAUGUUAUUAAUCCGGAACGACAGUUUGUUUUUCCCAGAGGACCGUGAAGGUGUAAAACGGAGUUCUUGAGUUUUAGUGUCUCAAAACAUGAAUUAUUAAUUAAUGAAGCAGUCCGCCAUCAUCUCCACAUCAGCUCUGACACGUCACGCGGCUCUUACGUCAGGAGCAGCACGCGGCAGCUGCACGCCGAGACGCCGGGAGGGGACGGUGCGCGCGGGGCGGCGGUUGGAACACACACAUAAUCACACAUACUCACACAUACACAGGUCAGCGUUUCCCGCCGCUGCUCCUCCUGCAGGAGACCGUUACGGUACCGGACUGAGAGGAUCGAUCCGCCGCCGCACGAGCAUGGAAUGAAAUCCAGAGCGGGAAGCCGGGAAACCAUGGCAACGGAUUUUUAGCAUGAAGCUGACAGCGUGACGCACCAGAUUACGGUCCCGUACAGGUCUGCAGCUCCCUGGUGAAUCAUGUCUUCCUCCUCCUCCCCCUCCUCUUCCUCGGAGCUGCCCUACUUUUGUCCUCGCUGUGGUGACAAGUUUCGUUUCUUGUCUGUACCUGAGCUCCAGGCUCACCUGGUCGGCCGACACACCUACGAGACCCUGCUGGUGCUGUCGCAGGCUCGGGUUCGAAGCUCCAGACCAGGUGUCCUCCUCCCGCUCCCCGGCCCUGCUGUAUCCCAAAGACAGGGCUCCUCUCUGGGCACGGAGCCCCACAGCUUCCCCCUGCAGCUGGCCUGCCUGGAUCUCGCCUCGUCGUCCGCCUCCAUCCAGCUGCUCAGGGAAAUGUUUGGCUCUUCAGAUCGCGCUCUUCCCGCCUCCACAGGACAUCCACAGACCCCCUCCACCGCUCUGGCCCUCCCCGGCUCUCUGGAGCCUUUUCCUGGGAAGAACGUUGGCGAAGUGGGGGUCCUGGAGUUUGGGCUGUCGGUGGGCAUCGGGCUGGAGGAGCGACUGGGGCUCGGGCUGGACCGUAAGAUCGCCCGGAUGUUCGCGGAGGUGGAGGAGAGGGUCAACCGCCGCAUGGGUCGGCUGAGGGUGGCGCUACAGAGGAGAGAGGCGGAGCUAGAGCGGGAGAGGUGGGAGGGGGAGCGACUGAGAAGUGAGAAACAGGAAGUGGAGGAGAGGGCGGCGUACCUGUCCAGACAGGUCUCAGCUGCCAUGGAGAUGAUGCAGCGAUUAAAGAGAGAUCUGCACGGAAAAGAGAAGGAGCUGAAUGAACGACAACAGGAGAUGGUGGACAUUGAGCGUUUUCUGAGGGACACAGCAGAGAAAGAAGCAGAGGCCAAAACCAGACUGCAGGUGUUCAUCGAGACGUUGUUGGAGCGAGCCGACCGCGCAGAGAGACAGUUACUGCAGCUCAGCUCACACACACAUCACAACCGCUUCACACACCACAGCGACAGAUACGCUCACACGGACGUGUACGUCGACCCGUACGCGCUCACACAGGUAUACACACCUGUACUGGGCCGGGGGGGGCGGAGUCUGGACGGAAGCACCGACGACAUUGUGAGCAAGAUGCAGGGAACCAUCGGCAACCGGAGGAGUUACAGUGUUUCAGGCUCCUGCAGACUGGGGGAGCAGCUGUACAGCGACCAUCACUACAGCGGUCUGACCGGACGUAUGCGGACCUUGUCUCUGGGGUCGGGGGGGUGGGACUGUGAGGGUGGGUUGGGCCAUCUCCACCCCCCUCAUUACCCUCCGCUCUGGACUCGACAAGAGAAUAGAAGAGAGAGAUUCUGGGUAGGGGAGGGGGAAUGGGGGAGAACGUGGAACAAAAGAAGCCGUCGUCAUCACAGCACUGAGGAAGAGGAGGAUGAGGAGGAAGAGGAGGAGUACGAUGAAGAGGAGGGGUGUUGGAGCAGCAUUGAGAUGAGGAGGCUCGUCUUCUCCAGGACACACACACCUGGAUCAGACAUCCCCUCCUCCCUCCGCUCCACCCCCUCCCGUCAUCACGGUGACAGACAGCUGGGGGCGGACACCUUGAGGCUGAGGGCGGGGCUUUUAUGCGUCUUCCCGUAUUUGGACGCGCGCUCGUUGCUGUGCGCGGCCGAGGUAUGCUCCGAUUGGCGGUUCGUCGCGAGGCACCCAGCGGUUUGGACACGCCUCCGGCUGGAGAACGCCAGAGUAUCAACCGAGUUCCUGACCACCCUGUCUCAGUGGUGCACUCAGACUCAGUCUGUGGUUCUCAACAACCUGAAGCCACGAGGCAGACGAGCCGACGAGGCGCGGGAGGAUUACCACAGGAACACCAGGGGCAGUGUGGAGCCGGGGGUGGAGGCUCUGCUGCGGUCAGCAGGGGGCAGUCUGCUCCACCUGUCUGUGUCUCAGUGUCCUCACAUCCUCACUGACAGGACGCUGUGGUUGGCCAGCUGCUACUGCAGGAACCUGCAGAUGCUCACAUACAGGAGUUCAUCAGACCCUCUGGGUCAGGAGGUUCUCUGGGCCCUGGGUGCUGGCUGCAGGAACAUCAGCAGCCUGCAGGUGGCGCCGGCUCAUCCCUGCCAACAACCAACUCGUUUUGGAAACCGCUGCCUGCAGACGAUUGGUCGAUGCUGGCCACACCUCCAGUCACUCAGUGUGGGCGGGGCCGGCUGUGGGACUCAGGGAUUGGUUUCUGUUGUGCGUACCUGUGCUCACCUGCAGGUGUUGGAGUUGGAGCGCAUCACCGACAUGGGCCUGCAGGUGGCGAUAGAGCUGUGUCGAGCCGGACUGAAGAGUCUGCAGACGCUGAUCCUGACGCACACACCUGUCAGCGGUCAGGCCAUCCUGCACUUCCACAGUGUGUGUGACAAUAUCAGGUCCAUCAUGGUCGAGGUCUCGGUGUCGGAUUACUUUGAGGAGGCGGACACUCAGGAAGCUCAGCACCUGUUUGGAGAAAUCCUCAGCACAUUAAAGGUUCUUCAGAAGCGUCCCGGCCUGUGUGACGUCCUGCAGGUUAAGGCUGAAGGAUUCUGCUGACCUCAACACACACAUUUGUACUGCCUAAGUCUUAACCUUCGUUCAGUACUGUGAAGCAGUGAGGAUCUCAUGGUGCAGGAACGUCCUCACUUUGAUGGUUUAAAACAGGUCCUCACAAAGACCACAAACUAACACGUAAAUGUUUGUACUUCUAUACUUGUGAGGACCCACGUGACAUGAUGCAUUUCUUAAUCCUAAAGCCAGGGGUCCAUCGAGGACCCUCCUUUAGGAUAUUCACAGCAGUCAGGUUCCUUCCUGUGCGACGUAUUUCCGAUAACUGCCAUAAUUUCCAAGUGCCCGUUAAGACCUCAAGCAUGUGGAGGUUUAUCAACGCUUAUUAAGUCACGCUUGAGUAAUGAGGACAUCCCAUGACUUAAUACAUGCAAUACAUGGCACAACCAAGCUCAGACACUUUGUUGGUUUUAUUUAAUUUCCAUGUAUCAACAACCUUUAAAGAAUAUUUUAAUUAAUUAAACAGUUAAAUCAAGUUAUCUAGAAACAAAUUGGCCCAUAUUAUAUAAAAUAUAAAAGUGAUAUUAGUGCUGAAAUGAUUAGUUGAUUAAUGAAAUUCGAAUCGAUGAAUCGUUUUUCUUAACCUAACAUCUUUGUGUUUUGAGUUGUUGAACAAAUCGCUGUUUGAAGACGUCACAUCAGGCUUAAGGAAAUUGUGAGAAUUUGUGAUUUUUCAAUAUUUUCUGACAUUUCAUAAACCAUCAAUUGGUAAAAUAAUCACAAGCCUCAUCAAAAAUUUCCAAUACAGAUUUCAAAGAUGGAAAUUAUUCUUUUGUUAAAAGGAUAUUUUGUUUUUCAGGUCUCUGAUAAGUGAAAAUCGUAUGAAUACAGAUAAUAACAUUCAUGCUGAAUCCAACGUGUUGUAAUGUUCAACUUUUUCAUUUUCAUUCAGUAGUAAAACCAGCUUUUAAGUGGAGUUAAGAGCGGUGUCCAUCAGAUGUAGGUUAAGUUUAUGAUAUGUUGAAACUCAACAUUGUUGCAGAGCAAUUUUCUGUUCAUCAAUUAAUCGACUAAUCAUUCAGCUCAAACACACUUAACACUCCUCUAACCAGAACCCGUCCCAGAACUCUGAUAUUUCAGUCACUCAGAACCUCAGAAAGUUUGUUUUAUGGCAAUAAUGUUGAAAAACAUAAACUCGCUGGAUGGUAGAAAAUCCUCUCUCCAACUUUAAAGGUGGAAGAAAACGUCAAGUAUCAAACUGAAUGAGUCGUUCAGUUACUGAAAUGUCUUAGUUACAAGAAAUGGCCGUUCAGGAAUGUGGUACGAUAAUCCUGGAUCAGGACAAAACCUUGAACUUUCCCUCACAGUCCCUUAUUCUGCCAGAACCUCUUCACGAAACCCCAAACACGAUCUUUAUUCCUCUUAAAUGGAUCACAAACACCUUUUCCCACCACAUUUAAGUCUGUUUUGCACUUUUUAAAGACAAUCCUUUAUCUCCCCAAACUUCAAAAGUUCAUCUCCAUUUACACUUUAACAAAGCUCAAUACUCCCCCUUAAAUUAACCCUUAGUCUCCACUAACAAACCCUUUAUUCAUAGCUUUUGCUUUUACGUACAAACCCUUCAACCAUUAAGCCAAUAAUAUUAGCAAUAAGGAUUAUAAGAAAAUCCUUAUUCUACCUUAAAAGCUAUACCUCUUGUCAUAGAAACCUUUAGUCUUACUUAUUAUAAAUUAGUAUUCUUUAGCUUUACCUUAAAAAUAAGCACAAGCACACACAAGUAUGCACAAAUAUUUUUGCACAAGCACAAAACACAUCGACUCAUUCGCCAAAGACAUGAAUCAAUUAAUCAAUCAAUCAGUCAGAGUUGCAAAUGUGUUGUAAUUGUUGAUGAAAAAGUGGAUCCAUCAUGUGUCUUUCAACAUCUUUAUAGAACCUACAGGUGCUACGUGUCAUUUUACCAUCAAUAAAUCAUGUUCUCCUCAGUG